UUUUUUACAGUUAGCUCCACGGAAUCCGGGCACACUACAUUGUUGUUGCUCGAGAAGGAAAUUAAAAUAUUACAAUAAAUGGAGACGUACGACGCUCUUUUGGAGGCGGAAUCUGAGGCUGAUCAGGACGAGGCGAAGCGACAGGAGCACUUGCAGCUUAUCCGGGAGCUGCAACAGCAGCUGGGAGUUCCCGUGGGAGUGGCGGCGGAGCGUCUGCAGCAGCUGAUCGCGGAGGUGCGAGCGAGAGGCCACCACGACCUGUUGUACCUCUGGCAGCUGUGGCUCAGCGAGCUGAUCCUGGCCAGAAGGAUAAUCCUAGUGAGGCCGCACCUGCUGGUGGACGAGCUGAUGGCCGUCGGGCAGCAGGCGCCGCCUGCCGGAGCUCUUAAUCUGCUACUGGCCCUGCUGAAAACGACGCCCAAGGAGAAGCUGAAUGAUUUCUGGCCUAAACUGAGCGCGUUCCCCCCGGCCAAAGAGGUGGACGCAGCCCUGAUCCUCCUGCAGUGCCAGGAACUCGUGCUGGCCGAGCUGGACGAGUCGCCGGAGGAAGCCGGCCUCAGCCGGAACCUCGCCAACUCCCUAAUCCACAUGCAUUUCGAGGGCCACUGGCCAGCCGCCAAGGAAGAGCAGAUGGCCCUGAUGCUGGCCCACAGCUUGCAGCUGGUCCAGAAGCUAGUGGCCAGGCAGCCGGACUUUGCGGCGGAACGGGUUCCCGAGCUGAUGGGCCUGGUCCAGUGCUAUCUGGCGUACGGAGGACCUGAAGGAAAAACGGCUCUCAAGCCCUGCAAGUUGCCACCAGCCCAGCAGUCCGCCGCUUACGGCAAAGAGCACGAGGAGACGGAGCAGCAGCCCACCCAGAAGUCCCGCUCCUGCGGGCGCAAGAACAAAGUGCGCAAAAUGCGAUCGCUGGCCAAGCAGCGGAACCAGGCGGUCAGUGAGCCCCUGGAGGCCAAUCCCCGGGAGCGCCUGCUGCUGGUUGGCAACCAGGACUACGGCUGUCUGACUGGAGACUCGGUUGAGAACUGCCAGCCCUCCGAUUCGGAUCAGCCGUCCGGAAGCAAGCACCUCCGACAGCUGCAAGCCAAAGUGCGAAUAUCCGCCCUGCACUUGCUGGGAUCCCUGACCAAGCAGCUGCUUCGCCGCUCGCUGUACGGCUACUGGCACGUCCUGUUCCCGGACGACGACUCUGGCGGCAGUCGCCACCUGCUGCUUGUCGGCCAGAGGGACACCAACUCGCGCUGCCGAGCCCUGGCCUUGCAGCUGGGCGCCCAGCUUCUGUACGGCUCCAAGGGAUUCCUGAGCCAGGCAUGCUCCCGCGGACCCAGUAACUUCACGCCUUUUGCCGUCAGCCUGGCCCGCUCCGUGCUCGCUGCCUAUCGCACUUUGAGCGCCAUCCUGGAGCGGGAGUAUGCGCCGCCCGUGCUGACGCAGUGCCUCAAGUGUCUGGCCGUUUUGGUGCAGGCCACGCCAUUCGACCAGCUGGAAAUGGGCUUUGUCUACGAGUUUGUUGGCCAUGUCAAGAAGCUGGCCAAGAGUGCAGAUCCUCCGGUGGCCGUGUCCGCUCUCCUGGUCAUGGAGAUGCUAGUGGGCACGGCAAAGCUUACGCCCGAAAUAGCCAGUUCGGUGGGACUCGCUCCUAGCCAGAGAAACCUUCAAUUGGAGCCGAGCGCGGUCGAUGACUUCCAAGAGCUGUGCGACUCUGAUGCGGAGGUGGAACUUGAGGAGGAUGAGGAGGGGGAGCAGCUGGCGCAACAUAAAGUGGAGAAUCCCACCCUCACAGUGUCGCCAUCCAUUCCGCGCAACUCUUGGCUGCUGAGGCAGGUCCUCCGGUACCUGGAGGGCCUGGGCACUCCGUCCAUUGUCCGAGUAGAGUGCUUCCAGGUACUCCAGGCCAUGGCCACGCACAUUGGACUGCUUCGAGGCCACCAGGUGCGUCUGGCCAGAGUGAUCUCCGCCGGACUGAAAGAUCCCGCCGCCGAUGUGAAGCUUUACGCCGCCCGCUGCCUGGACUCAGUGGGCUACCAGCUGGGUAGGCUGCUGCCUGAGCCAGCGGAACGGGAGCUGCAGAUGUCCUUCUGGCUGUCCCUGCUGCCCGCCACCUAUGGAGCCUACGAUGCCGCCGGCCUUUCCCUGAAGUGCGCCCUCUGCGACGCCCUGUCCAACAUGGGGGCCUUCAGCUUCGAGAGAUUAUCGGAUGGCCAAAGGACCGCGCUGCUGGCCUUUCUGAGCGGCUGCGCCAGCGACGACCACGAGGAGCCGCUGGUCAGGGGAGCAGCUCUGCGGGCUAUGGCCGUCUACGUGCUGCAUCCCUCGCUGAAGGCGGAUCUGGGAUUUGUGGAGAACGCGGCGGAGCUGACCCUGCGCAUCAUAGGUGAUCCUCAGCUAGUGGUGAGGAUCAAGGCCGCCUGGGCGCUCGGAAACAUUAGUGACGCCUUGGUGGCCGCCAUACCCAACCAGACCGAGAAGGUAUCCGCCGAGCUCCUGGGCCGCCUUAUCCAGGCGGCCACCAAAAGCUGCAGCGACAACGACAAAGUCAGGGCCAAUGCGGUGCGGGCUCUGGGGAAUCUCCUGCGGAUCCUGCAGCUCCAGCCCUCCGAGAACGGUGAGCAGAUGCAGCUGGCCAUGUCCAAGCUGCUGGACUGCGUGAGAUCCUCGGGCAACGCCAAGGUCAAGUGGAACGCCUGCCACGCCAUGGGAAAUCUGGUAAGGCACAGGGCCUUCUUCGCCAGCAGCCACCUGGCUGGAAUCCUGUUCCCCGCCCUCAGUCAACUGGCCGUGCAGCACGCCAACUUCAAGGUGCGCACCAAUGCCGCCGGAGUGCUGUUGCAGGUGGAGCAGCGUCAGGAUCUAGGCACCCACUUCCCGCUGGUGUGGCGUUCGCUCCUGGAGGCCCUGGAGCGCUCUAAUGCGCUGGACAGCUUCGAGGAGUACAACCACCGGGAUGCACUGCAGCAACAGCUUUGCCUGGCCAUUGCCCACCUGCUGAUGCUUGCCAGGGGCUCGGAUCUGCCGGCGAUGCGCGAGUCCCUCGAGGAGGAUCGCCUGGAGGAGGUGCGGACCACAUGGCGGCGCGUCGCAUUCCGCAUUGUUCCCGAGCAGUCGGCGCCGCUCUUCACCUGCAGUCCUUUGCUGGAGCAGCGCCUCCAGGCGGAGGUGACCACUCCGCAGCGGUGCGCCUUAGCCUUCAUCACGAGCACACUCCGGCUUGAUCCGUAGGAUCACCCGAUCACAUAUAAUAAAGGCGUUCCAACUAUAAA
Messenger RNA from Drosophila rhopaloa, 3257 nucleotides. Its product is annotated as HEAT repeat-containing protein 6. NCBI's taxonomy places the organism in Eukaryota, Metazoa, Arthropoda, Insecta, Diptera, Drosophilidae. Bases 79 to 3216 code for a protein of 1045 amino acids. The record is from RefSeq and is a predicted model, not a curated record. The transcript has a single exon.